AGCUGUCCCAGGCCAGGCAAGGUAGUCGGAAUCGUGGACGACAGCAAUCACUGGCACCGCAAUCUGGCCGGAACCGUCCACAAUGCCUUCCUUCUUCACGGCACCCGGCGCGCAAAAGAAAAGGAAACGCCCAACAACAGCAGAAGCGCCGAAAAAGCGGCUUGCAACCACGAAGACGCCAUCUAAAUCAACAGCCAAGGCCCCCACCAAACCAACGGCCGCCGCAAAGAAGAAGGCCAUUGAGCGGGAUGAGUCGAUAUCAGGCAGCGAUCUCGAGAGCGACGAGAGCGGCGAUGACGUUGGUAACAGGAGCGGCUCCGAUGCCGCCUCGGAUGAUUCGGACAGCGAAGGGGAGACGGCCGCCGAGAAGCGGUUGAGGCUUGCGCAGCGGUACCUCGAGAAGACACGGAAGGAAGUGGAACUGGAGGAUGAGUAUGCCUUCGAUGCGGAGGAGAUUGACCGAGAUCUGCUCGCGGAGCGGUUGCAAGAGGAUGUAGCAGAGGCAAAGGGCAAGGCCUACCGUCGGUUGGCUUUCGAGCUGAAUUUCGGCGAGGCAUCAUAUACACAGUUUCGCUGGAACUCUGGCUCGGUGACCUCGGUCGCUGUAUGCGCUCCUUACGCGUAUACAACGACGAAGGACGGGUAUUUGACCAAGUGGAAGUUGCAAGACUUACCCAAAAACCAAUGGCCCCAGACAACACGGAGGAAACCCAAGAAGCCCCCUGCACCGCCCAAACGGAAACCGGAGAGGAUAUGUUUCACCAAAGCGAACCCAAGUAAAACGAAAGACAAGACGUACCAAGGCCACACAGGCGCCCCGCUAGUCGUCAGGGCCUCCCAAGACGGCAAAUACGUCGUAACGGGUGGCGCCGACAGCCGGCUCGUCGUCUACAACGCCGCCGACCUCAAGCCGAUCCGCGCCUUCAAACAACACCGUGAUGCUGUGAUCAGCCUGGCAUUCCGCCGCGGUACAAACCAACUCUACUCUGGAUCUAAGGACCGUUCAGUCAAAGUCUGGUCCCUGGACGAGCUCGCCUACGUUCAGUCCCUCUUCGGCCACCGCGAUGAGAUCCCGGACAUUGACGCGCUGGCCCAGGAACGCUGCGUCAGUGUUGGCGCGCGCGACCGCACAGCACACUACUGGAAGGUCGCCGACGAGCAGUAUCUCAUCUUCCGCGGAGGCGGCGAGGGAGGGAGCAGCAGCAGCAAGAAGCACAAGCUGCCUCCCAACAUCGACCCAGCCUCGGCAGCGCACCAGGGCAGCAUGGACCGCAUCUCUAUGAUCGACGAGGAACACUUUGUGACGGGAAGCGACAACGGUGACCUGGCCCUGUGGAGUAUCCAGCGCAAGAAGCCGCUCCACACAGUCCCGCGAGCGCACGGCAUCGAGCCGCCCCUGAAGCCGGAGCAGGUGUCGGCGGAUGAGGUCCCCAACCCGAAGGACAUACCCGCACCGCAACCGCGGGGAAUCACUGCUCUUCGGGCGCUCCCUUAUUCAGACGUCAUCCUGACCGGCAGCUGGGAUGGCUACGUCCGUGUGUGGAGGCUGAGCGAAGAUAAGAGGAAGAUUGAGCCGGUUGGUGUGCUGGGCGGCUCAUCAUCGCCACCAGCAGAAUCAUCAUCAUCAGCAGCAGCAGCAUCAUCAUUGCCGAACGGAACACAUACGGACGUCUCGGGUGAGCAAGGACAAGACGGAGCCCUAGUCCGCGGCAUCGUCAACGACAUUGCCAUGUUCGAGCGGGGAGAGAGGGGUCGGGAUGGGCUUUGCGUCGUGGCCGUCACGGGCAAGGAGAUGCGAUUCGGCAGGUGGAAGUACAUGAAGGAAGGGCGUUGCGGUGCCGUCAUCUUCGAGGUGCCCAGGGUGGAUUCCAGGAAGCAGAAGCAGGAUGAGGCGAUGGCGAAUGGGGUGUCAGCCGCAGAGGGCGAGGAUGAGUGAUGUGGGAGAGCACAGACGAUUCUCUCCUCUGUGGUGAUGGAUAUAUACCCGAGGCAAGACAGUGAUUUGUCACCCACCUCUGAUGUAACACACAUAUUAGAGUCUAAAAUUCAAGUGCAUAGCGAGGGAUGCUGCAUGUUGUAAUGUAUGUACAUACUUAUCUCACCUGCGCCCAAGCCGAUUUCGAAAGCAAGGGUUUCGAACCG
Chaetomium strumarium is the source of this 2142-nucleotide messenger RNA. RefSeq names its product WD40-repeat-containing domain protein. Gene Ontology annotation, molecular function: U3 snoRNA binding; protein binding. The record is from RefSeq and is a predicted model, not a curated record. The coding region runs from base 83 to 1936 and encodes 617 amino acids. NCBI's taxonomy places the organism in Eukaryota, Fungi, Ascomycota, Sordariomycetes, Sordariales, Chaetomiaceae. The transcript has a single exon. Gene Ontology annotation, cellular component: small-subunit processome.